AUGGGGGCAUCGUCCUCCGGUACGUUCACGGUGGCAUCUGCGUGGGAGCAGGUUCGAUGUAAAAGGAACCUAUCGAUGGUCCACUCCCUGGUCUGGAGCUCGGUGGUCCCACUCAAGGUCUCGUUCUUUACAUGGCGUCUGCUACACAAGUGGGUGCCUCUGGACCAUGCCCUCCAACGUAAGGUGGUGGUGCUUGCCUCCAGGUACUGUUGCUGUGGGAAUGCGGUGGAAACACGCAACCAUCUAUUUGUUCUGGGGCCGGUCGCAUCGGCGGUGUGGCAGUAUUUCGAUAGCUUGUUUGGCAUCCGGGACCGGCAGGUGGGGAAUCUGCUAAGCUGGCUUCCUAGUUCUUCUCUCACUGCUCGGUCAUGCGAAACCAUGUGUGUGUUAUUAUCCCUCUCCUGGUUUUGUGGUUCCUCUGGAAGGCUAGGAAUCAUGCAUGAUUUGAGGGUUUGCCUCUAUCGUCGGGCCACGUCAUCUCUCAAGUCUGCAGCUUCAUGGAGCAGAUGUGUAUGGGUCGACUCUUGCAACCAUAGUCGUUCAAAGGCGAUACGGAUUGUAUAUAGGCAAAGAGGGUCCCGGGGAGCAGCAAGAGGCUUUCCCGACCACGGGUGGUCACGAGCCAUUGGCGGAGGGAUUCUUCGAUCAGUAGAGGGGGAUCUCGUAUUUGCAUUCUACAAGGAGUUUGGGGAUCAGGAUGUGCUUAUGGCGGAGGCUCUGACACUAUUGGAAGGGUUGAUGCUUUGUCGGCAAGGGAAUCACCAGACUUGCCAGAUAGAGGUGGACUCCAGGGUGCUGGUUAGCUUGGUCUCGUCAGAUGCCCCCUCACGUUGGCCUCUUUGUAACUCUAUUCGCCAGAUCAAAGCAAUGGUAGCAGCCUUGGAUGCCUCUAUAGCCCACAUUUUUCGGGAAGCGAACUCAGUAGCGGAUGCACUGGCGUCAUCUAAACUUCCCUCAAAUGCAGUUCUCGCCUCUGAGGCAUCUCUGCCUCCUAGGGCCCGCGCUGCCCUCCAGCUGGAUAGGCUUCAAGUCCCUCAUGUGCGGUUUCGCCGCCCUCGGUAG
Molecule: messenger RNA, 1062 nt
Organism: Coffea arabica (coffee)
Lineage: Eukaryota; Viridiplantae; Streptophyta; Magnoliopsida; Gentianales; Rubiaceae
Source: RefSeq, a predicted model, not a curated record